AUGCAAGAGGAUUUUUUUGGGUCAGAAGUGAUACAACCGCUGAUAUCUAACGACGUUUUAAAAGCUACCGAUCCAAAUUUUGAACGUUGGCGAGAAAAACUUAUCCAAGACGCUUUAAGACUCGUUGAGGAAAUUCCUCGGUGGAAGUCUCUUGGAAGCCACGACGGUGUUGCUUUAUACGAAAAGGCUCCUCCUAAUGGAGGUAAUACCUGGUAUGGGCGUGUAUCGAGACAUAAAAGAUCCCUGAAAACUUUCAAGAAAGGUCUGUUGUACGAGCAUAUAAAAAAAGAAGAAUGUUAUGAUCCUCUCGUUUUUUCGGCAAGCCAGUUGGAAACCAUUAUUGAGGAUGAGAUUGAAGUCUGGAUGUAUAGGUUUAAAACACCUUGGUUCUGUAGGAAUCGGAUUUACAAGCAGCUUGUUAUAUCCGUUAUGUUAGAUCCCGAUUCCUUUAUCGUGUUACAAAGACCAGUACAAUAUAUAAAUCCAAAUCCCGCCUUUAUUUCUAAUUCACAAGCGGUUCCGGGUUAUUAUGAAUCGGUGGAUUUUGUUUCCAAGAAGUAUCGAGAGGAUGGAAAAGACGAUGGCGUCUUAUGGAUUUGUGCUGUACGAAAUGAUUACGGAAAGAUGCUAUCGAGUUGGUUUUUAGGUCCUACUUUCACAAAAUUGCUUACCCGACAAGUCAAGUUGUUUAAUGACUGGCUAAACAAAACCUAUCCAAAGAAAGGUUAG
Messenger RNA from Schizosaccharomyces osmophilus, 729 nucleotides. RefSeq names its product DUF3074 family protein, implicated in vesicle trafficking or lipid metabolism. The record is from RefSeq and is a predicted model, not a curated record. The coding region runs from base 1 to 729 and encodes 242 amino acids. Lineage: Eukaryota; Fungi; Ascomycota; Schizosaccharomycetes; Schizosaccharomycetales; Schizosaccharomycetaceae. The transcript has 3 exons.